Vitis vinifera (wine grape) is the source of this 1962-nucleotide messenger RNA. Its product is annotated as putative RING-type E3 ubiquitin transferase C3H69. The coding region runs from base 150 to 1364 and encodes 404 amino acids. NCBI's taxonomy places the organism in Eukaryota, Viridiplantae, Streptophyta, Magnoliopsida, Vitales, Vitaceae. The record is from RefSeq and is a predicted model, not a curated record. The transcript is spliced from 8 exons. Gene Ontology annotation, molecular function: metal ion binding; ubiquitin protein ligase activity. Gene Ontology annotation, biological process: protein polyubiquitination.
GAAAACGAUGGCCAUUAUUAACCUCUGGCCGCCAAAAACCCUAGAAUGUGUGAAUUUUCUCCUUCCCUCAAUUUCGCUGAGUCGCUCUCGAAAAGGCUAGGGUUCGAUUUUGAUGAACGUGUUUCAAUCUAUCGCAUCUCCGUUUCGCGAUGUCGAAGAGGGUUCAAUGCAAGUUCUUUGCACAUGGAGCAUGUCUUAAAGGGGACCAUUGUGAGUUUUCACAUGAUUGGAAGGCCUCACCAAAUAAUAUUUGUACCUUUUAUCAAAAAGGUGUCUGCUCAUAUGGUGGUCGAUGCAGAUAUGAACAUGUUAAAGUUUCUCAUUCUCAGCCUUCUGCUCCAUCUUCAUCAACAAGUUCUCACCAGUUGCUGGUUCCAGAUUCUGCUUCUCUCACUCAUCCUUCUAGAACUGUAACAAAUGGGUUGAUUCCAGCCCCAGGUGUCCCUCCAGAGCCAUCAGCUUCUAGUCGACCUUUAUUUCCACCCACUCAACCAGCAUGGAAUCAAGAGUCUGGGGAUCAGGAUUUCUUAGAAAAUAAUAUUGGAGAACCUAGGACUGAUAGGCCAGCUGACCAGUCCAUCUGUUCAUUUGCUGCUGCUGGUAGCUGUCCACGUGGGGAGAAAUGUCCUCAUAUUCAUGGCGACUUGUGCCCCACAUGUGGAAAACAUUGCUUGCAUCCUUUCAGACCCGAGGAAAUAGAAGAACAUUUAAGAACUUGUGAAAAAAAGCAAAAGCAUCUUGAGGCAUUAAAACAUAGUCAAGAAAUAGAAUGCAGUGUGUGCUUAGAUCGUGUUCUUUCAAAGCCCACAGCAGCUGAACGGAAGUUUGGAUUGCUUUCAGAAUGUGAUCAUCCAUUCUGUAUAUCCUGUAUCAGAAAUUGGCGUAGUAGUUCACCAGCCUCUGGAAUGGAUAUCAAUACUGCAUUGAGGGCCUGCCCAAUUUGUCGCAAGCUUUCAUAUUUUGUCAUUCCGAGUGUCAUUUGGUAUUCAACAAAAGAAGAAAAGCAGGAAAUCGUUGACAGCUACAAAGCAAAACUCAGGUCUAUUGACUGCAAGCACUUUGAUUUUGGAAAUGGGACAUGCCCUUUUGGCACUAGUUGUUUUUACAAGCAUGCAUACCGUGAUGGUCGCCUGGAGGAGGUAGUUCUGCGUCAUCUCGGGGCCGAAGAUGGACAUGUUAUGAUCGCUAAAAAUAUCAGGCUUUCAGACUUCCUUGGUGGCUUGCAUAUAAGGAUGUCUACUACUAUGAACUAUGAAGGAAAUGUGUGCUACUUUACUUUAGAUGCUGAAGAUCUCAAUUGCCAGUGUCACUCGCCAGUUAUUUUUAAGAAUUGCUUGGUGGAGUGGAACUCGAACAAGGAUUGAAGGCAGGGGCAUGGCUGGCUAUGUAAUAAAAUGCAUCUAAAUUAUAAGUGAAAUAAAACUAGACGAUAACAUCAUCAGAAUGGCCAAAUAUGUUUGAGGCUUUCAACAUCUAUAUGCUUGCCAGUCGAUAUUUUCCAUUAAUUUCCCCCCUUUUAAAGAACAUUGAAUUUGAAUAAGGGAAAUGCCAGUAGCUGUGUGUUUACAACGUAUGCCCGCCUGCCUGCCUGCCUGCUCCAAUCAAUAAGACACUUGGGAACUAAAAUCUCUAUAGAUACUGGGUUUUACUGUGAUUAUUGGCGCUGUAUUGCUUGAUAUGAUGAACUGGGAAAACAUUAUUUAUAAGGUUUUUUUGUGUCUUUUGGCUUCGAUUUCCCCAGGAUACCCUUUCAUGUGUGAUGAAUUCAUGCUGGAGAGAUCAGAUUAUUGAAGGAGCAGAUUGGACUUGUGGAAAUCUCGAUACUUGGUAUGUAUGAAUCCUUCGGGUUCAGAAUUAUUUGGUGUCAUUUUUUGUAGUUGAAUCAUAUUCCAGGUUGUGUUGUAUAGCCUUUAUAUAUGAUGUACAACGAAUGGAAAUGGGAGAAUUUUCAUUAGCUGUCUA